AUGACGCUUCAAUACGCCUUCAACAUGCACAAAGUAAACCUCAUAUCAAGAAUGGAUGUGCAUGCCGUGGUCUCAAUCUCGGGCGGUGAUAAGUACUCGAAGCAAAAGACCAAAACGCCCUCCGACACUGCCGGGGGCAACAACCAGACUUGGGGCUUCCCGAUGAAGUUCACGGUGGAGGAGGCGUCUCUGCAGCAGAACUGCCUCCUCGACUUCAAGCUCGUCUGCAGAAGGGCUUUGGGGGACAAAAUCACCGAUCGGGUCAGCGUGCCCGUGAAAGAGCUCUUUGAUGGUUGGGAAGGCGGGAGGAAGUUCGUGAGCUACAAAGGGAGGAAUCCCGACGGGAAGCUGAAAGGUCAACUCACGUUUUCAUAUCAGUUCAUAGGAAAUGGUUUCAUCGGCGCAGACCUGCUGUCGAUGUACCCAUUGGUCAGUGUGGAGCCAUUAGGGUUUAUUCUCAGGUGGCGAAGACAGGUGGUGUAUAUUUUUUGCCGUUUGGGGGUGGCUCGUCGGCUGGAGGUCUCAUGUCGCCAGCCGGGUACAACCAUGGACAAUUGUUAG
Messenger RNA from Striga hermonthica, 561 nucleotides. Lineage: Eukaryota; Viridiplantae; Streptophyta; Magnoliopsida; Lamiales; Orobanchaceae. The record is from the annotation of a GenBank genome assembly.